This is a messenger RNA of Thrips palmi, 1592 nucleotides long. RefSeq names its product annexin B9-like. NCBI's taxonomy places the organism in Eukaryota, Metazoa, Arthropoda, Insecta, Thysanoptera, Thripidae. Gene Ontology annotation, cellular component: cytoplasm. The transcript is spliced from 9 exons. The record is from RefSeq and is a predicted model, not a curated record. Gene Ontology annotation, molecular function: calcium ion binding; calcium-dependent phospholipid binding. The coding region runs from base 185 to 1150 and encodes 321 amino acids.
CCCGUUGCUUGCUUCCCCCUCCCUUGCCUUGCCCUUCCCUCUCCGCGCGGCCUCCCGCUGACGUUUCAGUCGCCGGUUUUCUCUGAGCUCGCAGCGUCAGUCCGCCUUCGUCUCAGUGUUCCGAAAGUAAUCGUGGAACGAUUUCCCUUUUGAUUUUCCUGUCGAGACCGAGCCAGCCGUAACCAUGAGCGCCUACUACCCCACCCAGUGCACCCCCACCGUGUACCCCGCGGACCCCUUCGACGCGCAGGCGGACGCGCAGACGCUCCGCGACGCGAUGAAGGGCUUCGGCACGGACGAGAAGGCCAUCACCGACGUGCUGGGCCGCCGGUCCAUCGUCCAGCGGCUGGAGAUCGCCGAGGCCUUCAAGACCAUGUUCGGCAAGGACCUGGUCUCGGAGCUGAAAUCUGAGCUCGGCGGCAUUUUGGAGACGGUGAUAGUGGCCUUGAUGACCUCUCUCCCCGAGUACUAUGCCAAGGAGCUGCACCACGCUAUUUCCGGCCUGGGGACUGACGAGCAGGCUCUGAUCGAGGUGCUCUGCACCCUGAGCAACUACGGCAUCCAAACCGUGGCCGCCACUUACGAGAAGCUGUACGAGCGGCCCCUGGAGAAGGACCUGAAGGGCGACACGUCGGGCAACUUCAAGAGGCUGCUCGUCUCCCUGUGCACUGCCAACCGGGACGAGAACGCAGAGAUCGACCCCGCUGCAGCCCAGGCCGACGCGGAGGCUCUGCUCAACGCUGGUGAGAACCAGUGGGGCACGGACGAGUCGACGUUCAACAUGAUCCUGGCGUCGCGCAGCUACGCCCACCUGCGCCAGGUGUUCAAGGAGUACGAGAGGCUGGCCGACCACGACAUCGAGAAGGCCAUCAAGCGCGAGUUCGCCGGCAGCAUGGAGGACGGCUUCCUGUCCAUCGUCAAGUGCGUCAAGGACAAGACGGCCUACUUCGCGGAGCGCCUGCACGACGCCAUGGCGGGCGCCGGCACCAACGACGGCACCCUGAUCCGCAUCAUCGUGGCGCGGUCCGAGAUCGACCUGGGCGACGUCAAGGAGGCCUACUACCGCCUCUACGAGAAGACCCUCGAGGAGCGCAUUGAGUCUGACUGCUCUGGUGACUACAAGAAGCUGCUCAUCACCCUGGUCGCGUGAAGGGAUAAUGCACUGUCUUCGGGUGAUGGCUGGAUGUCGGGGCGAAGCUUUGAGUAGUGGUCUAGACCCCUCAGUGGACCCAGCCUCCAACAUGAUCUGUUUCGUGUAAUUGCAUAGGUUUUAUGUACCUGUAACAAAGACUUCAUUCCAUUUUUAUUCUCUCGUGUGCACUGGGAAAAUUUGUAAUUUUUUAUUCGUGAUGUUUGGGUUGAAUUUCAUUGCUUCAUCACUUUGCAAUCAAUAUAUUUGAACUAGAUCACUUCGAACUAUUUUCACUAUUUGUUUUUAAAUGGGAAGAUGUAUGUCUUUAUUUUCCUGCACUGCAACUGUUACAAAUGGAAUGUGUUUUAAAUUAAAUUUUGUUAUUGUGCCCUAAAUGUUAAUUUAUUACAUUUGAGUUUUUUUUAAGAGCUUUGAAUAAACUUAUUUUUAAACGCCACAA